UUCAUGCAGCGGAGGAGGGGGGUGUGUGUGAGGAGGCGAGAGGGAAAUCCAUGACUUCCGCGUUUUUCCUCCGUGUCUGAAACUGUGUGUACAGCCUAGUAGGCUACUGUAUAGUAUAAAAAGCCAUCAUGGUGCUCACAGACGCGACAUUCACAUUAAGACGCGGACUGGGCUGUGUGAUAUCAAGAGGACUAUCUUUGUGGAGGUAAACCCCCGAACAUCUGGAGCUUUACAACUUCUAAAGCCUUUUGUUCACUGAGUCUAAAAACUGUACGGUUUGAACAGUCUCCCUGAAGCUCAGGCAUCCUGCCGAUUGAUGGGACACCAAGAUAAAGAAAUGGACAUUGAGUCUCUCCAGAAGAGCAGCCGCCGCCGUGGAAGCUGCCUGGACGUUUUUCUCGUCGGUUCAGUCAUUUGUCUGUUCGUGACAGUGGCAGCUGUGGCUGCCGGCGGACUGAUGGUUGUGAUGGAGCUGCGGUCCGAGCUGCAGUCCAAACUCCCGCGUCGGCAUGUUGAGCCUGAAACGUCGAAGCUGUCAGGAGACACCCCUGACCCAGCAUACAAGAUGCAGAACUUUGCCUAUUUGGAAGCCCUGUCAAGCAAGUUGAAGAACUCCACCAUGCACUGGGCUCCAGUCCACUACGCUGCUGGGAGGUCGGUAGGAAGCAACUUCUGGUUUGAUGCAGAGCAGCAUUGGCUGAAGGCCAAACAGGUGGGGACCUACUUCAUGUACAUUGAGCUCAACCUCACCUGCACCUACAACUGCAACGCAGGCAUCCUCAGGGUGAAUGUGGGCGAUAAGCUCACCUGCGAAGUGAAGCUUCCGGCUUUGGCAGAUUCAACACCUGUGAGCAGACAGUGCUGGACAGUGAGCCAGCUCAAUGAAGAGAAACUGUUCACUCAGAUGAUUGUACCAAAGGGACUGGAGAACUGGAAAUUGGAGCUGAGCGGCUCAAAAUUGGGGAUGUUCCUUGUGGACUAAUGUGGACAUUGUACAUCUGUCAUUAUAAUGCAGAUCCACCCAAUGACCUUUGGGCAGUAACUAAAGAACAACACUCGUUUUUGUGUACUUAAAGUCCAAGUAGGUGAAAAUGGGCAGGCGUCUGUGCCAUUUUCAAAGCUAUGACCAGAUUUCUUGCAAACUAAGACAAUGAAGGUCAUCAGGAUUUUAAGGUGGAAUCUAAAGAGAUGAUGCAAACAGCGUAUGAAAAAGACUAGACACUCACCUCAUUCUGUAUAUGUGUAAAUAUGUUACUUUGUAUAUUGUGUAUUUAUUUGGAACUAUUUAUAUAAAUAUUUUAUACACCUUUAUUUUGAUGUAGAUAUCACUACAUUCAUGUUCAUGUGCAAUAUGUUGCAAGUUUAAAUAGCCUACAUUGAGUUAAGUGUGACUUUAUAGCUCAGUUUUCAUUUCAUAAAUGGCUGAGGGCAUAUAGUUUAGGCUUACAAAAAUGUGUCAUUAUAAUUCUGCUCCAAAACCCCAACAAGCUCCUCAGAGACCUCAUUAAGAUCUAGUGUAGUUAAAGUGAAGUCAUUUAUCUCUUCAGUGAUGAGUAACACUCUGCACUUAAAUGACUUUUACAGAAACAAGGUCCCAUAAAAAAUUAUCCUUCUGUAAUCAAAACAUAACCAGAAUGACUAAAAUAUCUUUAAUAUGUGGACUCAUGAAAUGUUUUGUUUUUGAAAGAUAUGUACUGUAAGUCCUAUGGACAAACUACAAACUGGUAAAUGUAAUGUAUUUUAUUGUAAUCCAUAUUAAACUUGGAAAUGGUGAACACUGA
Molecule: messenger RNA, 1781 nt
Organism: Perca fluviatilis (European perch)
Lineage: Eukaryota; Metazoa; Chordata; Actinopteri; Perciformes; Percidae
Exons: 3
Coding region: 317-982 (221 amino acids)
Molecular function (GO): protein binding
Source: RefSeq, a predicted model, not a curated record